CUCUUUCACAAAUAACCAAUCUUCUCUUCCUCCACGAUAAGCCAUCACAAUGCCAUCUGCGGAAGUCUUCAGCUCUGGUCCCGAGGCCGUCGCCUACACGACGUCCAACGGUGCACCUUACUCGGAGCCCUACGAGGCGCAGCGCGUCAAGGGCGGCAACAAGCCCAUCGGUGGACCGCUCCUGCUCCAGGACUUCCACCACAUCGACCUGCUCGCCCACUUUGACCGGGAGCGCAUCCCCGAGCGCGUCGUCCACGCCAAGGGCGGCGGUGCCCACGGUGUCUUUGAGGCCACGCACGACAUCUCGGAUCUCUCGUGCGCCAAGCUUUUCGAGCAAGGCAAGAAGACGCCCCUCACCCUCCGCUUCUCCACCGUCGGUGGCGAGUCGGGCUCUGCCGACACGGCCCGUGACCCCCGUGGCUUUGCGAUCAAGAUGAGGACCGAGGAGGGCAACCUCGACUGGGUCUUCAACAACACGCCCAUCUUCUUCCUGCGCGACCCAGCAAAGUUCCCCCACUUCAUCCACACCCAAAAGCGAGACCCGCAGACCCACCUCAAGGACGCCACCAUGUUCUGGGAUUAUCUCUCACAAAACCCAGAGUCGGUUCACCAGGUCAUGAUCCUGAUGGGCGACCGUGGUAUUCCAAAGGGACACGCGUUCCAGCACGGCUACUCGGGCCACACGUUCAAGUUUGUCAACGACAAGGGCGAGUGGCAUUACGUUCAAGUCCACGUUCGGUCCGACCAGGGCGUCGACUUCUACACUCAGGAGGACGGCGUCAAGCUCGCAGGCGAGAACCCAGACAUUCACAACCAGGAGCUCUUCGAGUCGAUCGAGGCCGGCAAGUUCCCCAGCUGGACCGUCAGCGUGCAGACCAUGACGCAGGAGCAAGCCGAGAACUUCCGCCACUCCGUCUUUGACCUGACCAAGGUCUGGCCCCACUCUGACUACCCGCUGCGUCCCGUGGGCAAGAUCACGCUCAACAAGAACCCAUCCAACUACUUUGCCGAGAUCGAGCAGGUGGCUUUCAGCCCCAGCCACCUUGUGCCCGGCAUCGAGCCAUCGGCCGACCCGGUGCUCCAGUCGCGCCUCUUCUCGUACCCUGACACCCACCGUCACCGCCUGGGCGUCAACUACCAGCAGAUCCCUGUGAAUGCGCCCCUGGUCCCCGUGGCCAACUUCCAGCGCGACGGUUUCAUGGCCGUCAACGGCAACCAGGGAUCGCGGCCCAACUACCAGAGCAGCGUCAAGCCGCUUCAGUACUCGAAGCGACCCACGACGGCCGUCGCCCACGAGGCCAUGGCUGCCUCGCAGAUCGAGCACUUCCUCUCGCAGGUCGACGACAAGGACUUCGAGCAGCCUCGCGCGCUGUGGGAGAAGGUCUUCGACGCCGCUGCCAAGGAGCGCUUCAUCAACAACGUCUCUGGCCACAUCAGCGGCUGCGCCGACAAGAACAUCAUCAAGCGGCAGCUCGCCGUCUUUGCUCGUGUCCACCCCGACAUUGCCUCGGGCAUCGGCGCAAAGGUCGGUGUGUCGGCAUGACUGCCGGGCCGGCUCUGACCUGGCGCUCUCUCUCGCUGUCCAGCAACGCUCGUGAAUUGUAUAUUCUCUCCGGCCACUAUCCUCUCCUAGGAUCAAAAAGAAUGUGAAAAAAAUGCCGAUUCCCCCAGCUGGAGAGUUCCUGGGUCGUAGAUGGUCACCCAGCCCCGCUCUUCUUCUUGUAUACACUUCAUUCACGUCGGUAGAAAGCGAGCGCCGGUGGCGGCCUUAGAAA
Messenger RNA from Acaromyces ingoldii, 1775 nucleotides. RefSeq names its product catalase. Gene Ontology annotation, biological process: response to hydrogen peroxide; hydrogen peroxide catabolic process. The coding region runs from base 50 to 1543 and encodes 497 amino acids. Gene Ontology annotation, molecular function: heme binding; catalase activity. Gene Ontology annotation, cellular component: cytoplasm; mitochondrion; peroxisome. The transcript is spliced from 2 exons. The record is from RefSeq and is a predicted model, not a curated record. Lineage: Eukaryota; Fungi; Basidiomycota; Exobasidiomycetes; Exobasidiales; Cryptobasidiaceae.